CCGCCCCCUCAGCGGAAGUCGGGCGCCAAACUCAAACCUUAGCAGCACCCGGACGCCGCUGAGGCGGGUGCCGGGGCCCGGGCCUGUGGCCGCUGCGCGGAGCGGGCGGGACCGCGGUCCAGCAUGAGCCAGGUUCUGUUCCAGCAGCUCGUCCCGCUGCAGGUGAAGUGCAGAGACUGCGAGGAGAGGAGAGUCAGUGUUAGAGUGAGCAUUGAGCUGCAAGCAGUGUCUAAUCCGGUUCACAGAAAGGAUUUAGUUAUCCGUCUGACCGAUGACACUGAUCCAUUUUUCCUCUAUAACCUUGUUAUAUCGGAGGAAGAUUUUCAGAGUUUAAAAUUCCAGCAAGGUCUUCUGGUAGACUUUUUAGCUUUCCCGCAGAAAUUUAUAGAUCUGCUUCAGCAGUGUACUCAGGAGCAUGCCAAGGAAACCCCAAGGUUCCUGCUGCAGUUAGUGUCUCCAGCGGCUGUGUUGGAUAACUCUCCUGUCCUUCUAAAUGUGGUAGAGACAAAUCCUUUUAAGCAUCUUACACACCUCUCACUAAAACUUCUACCUGGCAGUGAUGUGGAGAUAAAGAAGUUUCUAGCAGGCUGUUUGAAAUGUAGCAAGGAAGAAAAAUUAUCAUUGACACAAUCGCUAGAGGAUGUUACUAGGCAACUGAAUUUCACACAAAAGACAUUAUCAGAAAAAGUUCAAGAAUUAGAUAAGUUACGGAAUGAAUGGGCAUCCCACACAGCAGAAUUGUCGAGUAAGCAUUCUCAGGAGCUGACCAGUGAGAGGGAAAAGGCCUUGCAGGCGCAGGUGCAGUACCAACAGCAGCGUGAGCAGCAGAAGAAAGAGCUAGAAAUCCUCCAUCAGCGCAACACCCAGCAGCUGCAGAGCAGGCUGUCCGAGCUAGAAGCAGCUAACAAAGACCUCACCGAGAGGAGAUACAAAGGCGACUCCACCAUCAGAGAGCUUAAAGCAAAGCUGGCUGGAGUUGAGGAGGAGCUGCAGCGGGCCAAGCAGGAAGUGCUGUCUCUGCGAAGAGAGAACUCGACGCUCGAUGCCGAGUGCCACGAGAAGGAGAAGCAUGCUAAUCAGCUGCAGACAAAAGUGGCUGUUCUAGAGCAGGAGAUCAAGGACAAGGACCAGCUGGUCCUCAGAACAAAAGAAGCAUUUGAUACAAUCCAGGAACAGAAGGUGGCUUUAGAAGAACACCGUGAGAAAAAUCAGGUACAAAUAGGAAAACUUGAAUCAACCAUAAAAUCAUUAUCAGCGGAACUGCUUAAGGCAAAUGAAAUUAUCAAGAAGUUACAAGGGGAUCUGAAAACUUUGAUGGGGAAAUUGAAACUGAAAAAUACAGUCACCAUUCAGCAAGAGAAACUCUUGGCCGAAAAGGAAGAAAAAUUACAAAAGGAACAAAAGGAAUUACAAGAAGUUGGGCAGUCUCUCCGAAGUAAAGAGCAGGAGGUAUGCAAAUUACAAGAACAAUUAGAAGCUACAGUUCAAAAACUUGAGGAAAGCAAACAGCUUCUAAAAAAUAAUGAAAAGUUGAUCACAUGGUUAAAUAAAGAACUAAAUGAUAAUCAGCUAGUGAGAAAGCAGGACGUGCUGGGACCUUCUGCCACUCCACCGGUACAUGCUAGCAGCACGAUCAGAAGUGGACUGUCUCCUAGCUCUAACAUGGUUGAUGGUAGGCUGACUUACCCAACUUGUGGCAUCGGGUAUCCGGUCUCCUCUGCAUUUGGUUUCCAGAACACCUUCCCUCAUCCCGUGUCUGCCAAAAAUGCCAUCCACCCGGCUUCAGGACCAAAGGUUCAGUUUAACUUGCAGUUAACAAAACCAAACCCGUCACUAGGGGAUAUUCAGUCAGGAACAACUCUCAGUGUGCCCGGCUCCGCUGAUAAGGAAAAUGGUGAAAAUGUAGGGCUGGAGCCCAAGUAUCUGAAGAAAAGGGAGGACAGCAUUCCUUUGCGGGGGCUCAGCCAGAAUCUCUUCAGCACUGCAGACCAUCAGAAAGAUGGCCCGUUAGGAGCGCUGCAGACAUCCUGCAAACCCGCCUCGGUCCCUUCCUCCUCCUCUGCGUACUUCCCCGGGCAGCUGCCUCACAGCUAACAGUGCCCUCUGCCCGCAUGAGCUGGCACCGCCUGGUGGAGGAACCGUGCGGCAGGGGACAUCCCGCACGCACGCAGGAGCAGUGGCAGAGCUGCCUGGCUGGGCAGCAGGCUGUGCGCGUAUCGGGUGCUGCUGUUGUUGCUGUCCCUGCCGGCAGGCGGCUCAGAGGAGCCGAUUGGACUUGGGGACUUGGGGAAGGGAGGCUCUCAGAGUCGGUGCCAGGCUUUGGUGUGUGAACACGGUGCUUUACAGGACAGCAGUGGGGGUUUUCUUAAACUCAGCCUGAGCAGCUCUUACACGUGCCAAGGCAAGGGUUGGUCGUUAUAAGGGACGUUCUGAUCACAGUGACUGCCUGGUAAAGUCACAUUUGUCCGACAGAAUGGGAGCCAGAGGAUGCUAGUAAUUCGUUUUAUCAUUUUCAUUGGUAAAAAGUUUUAAAUUUGCCACCUAAGAAUUAUGAGGGAAGAUGGUUAUCUCCUAAGGUGUCUAUAUUAUCGAUGAUAAUGUACAGUAAAGGGAAAAAGUCAUGAAAUUAAAUCAAUCCUUUAUAGCAAGUAUUUUCCUUGAAACCUUUCAGUUAGCUGUUGAAUAACUUGGACAUUUACGUGGCCAGAUUAGGUAUCAACUGCUUGAGUCAUUUGAGCUGCAGUUUACAGGAUUUUAUUGUUUCCUGAAAGUCUAUGCUCAUCCAAAUUUUCUUUCAUUUGGAGUUUUAUUAGUGUUUUAUGCAGUUAAAUUUGUAUUAGUGGCGUUUUGUUUUGAAAAUUAGUACUAUACAAAAGAGCAUCAUGAAUAUUCAUUGUACUUGCUUUUUAAUUUCAAAACGGGUUUAAUUGUGUGCGUAAUAAAGUAGGCAACUUUCUCUUGGUUUAAGUUUCAAGUAUGAGUAGUUUCUUGAGAAAAGGUAGGUGAUUUAAAAAAAUUCACCCAGAAUCAUAGGGCCCAUUUUUCUUGUUGACAACCAUCAAAUCAAGAGUAUCAUUCUCUUAAGAAAUGUCUCAGUUUUUAUUUGUAAAUAUUGCUAAUGUUCAUUUAAUCUUUCAAAAAUUAUUUUCAAGGACCAUAUUAUACAGAUAAGGAAAGAGACAUUUCAAGAUAUUGACAUAUCAACAGUUCCAGGGUAAGACAAAGAAUCUUUGCUAAUUUUUUAAUGAAGCCAUAUUGAAUCUGAUACUUUGCAACUGCUAGCAAUUACAAGGUAUCCUUAACUAGGGAACUCCCCUAAAACAUUUAGUAACUGUUACUGGGCGAUGACUUCUCAUAUGUAGUUGUUUCCUCAUUUACAUACCCCACAUGCAUAAGAACACUUGGUUACAGCACCUUGAAAGUGCUUAUGGAGUGUGGGAAGAAGCCUCCUGGCCAUGUUGAUCUGCUCUUGUGAACAUUGUGUAAACAUAUAUGGACAGACUGUGGAUGGGAUGACAUACAGGUAGCUUUUUAAAAAUUUUUAAUAUAAAUUAGAAUUUCCAAAAGAUAGAUCACUUUGAUGUGCCAAAGAUUUUAUAUUAGAUAUACUUGUACUGACUUUUGAGUGUGCUAAUUCUUUGCUCUACCUCUUAAACUUUUAUUUGAAAUUGUUUUGCAGUGUGAAGUAUACAUGUUAAUAAUCAGAAUGUUGAAUUUAAUGUAUUUCUGUGAA
Myotis lucifugus (little brown bat) is the source of this 3733-nucleotide messenger RNA. It is a transcript of the gene SASS6, whose product is annotated as SAS-6 centriolar assembly protein. Gene Ontology annotation, cellular component: centriole; centrosome. Gene Ontology annotation, biological process: centriole replication. The transcript has 17 exons. NCBI's taxonomy places the organism in Eukaryota, Metazoa, Chordata, Mammalia, Chiroptera, Vespertilionidae. The record is from RefSeq and is a predicted model, not a curated record. Bases 124 to 2094 code for a protein of 656 amino acids.